AUGUGUGUGCGUACGAGUGUGUGUGCCUGGUCAUUCAUGGGUCAUGGGGGCUGUUUUCGGCACAGACAUGAUGACGCCUGUGCUCAACACCCACGUUACGGAACUACUUUACGGCACGGCGUUGCGGAGCUCACUGCACCAAGAGGGGCUCAUACUCGUCAUCAUUCGGGACCAGCUAAUCUAUCAGAGUGCACAGGCUUUUCCUCGUCCCCAUUCUCAUCCUCGUCCAAGCCCGCACCACCCGUCCAGCCGAUCCCUUCCUCCGCAUCGAAGCAGAGUUUGCUCAAAGAAAGAGACAUUAGGUAUGAGUCCUUCACGCUUCGAGACAAUCGUUGA
Bipolaris oryzae ATCC 44560 is the source of this 336-nucleotide messenger RNA. RefSeq lists its product as uncharacterized. The transcript is spliced from 2 exons. Bases 1 to 336 code for a protein of 111 amino acids. Lineage: Eukaryota; Fungi; Ascomycota; Dothideomycetes; Pleosporales; Pleosporaceae. The record is from RefSeq and is a predicted model, not a curated record.